Messenger RNA from Lutzomyia longipalpis, 3072 nucleotides. RefSeq lists its product as uncharacterized. The record is from RefSeq and is a predicted model, not a curated record. The coding region runs from base 1 to 3072 and encodes 1023 amino acids. NCBI's taxonomy places the organism in Eukaryota, Metazoa, Arthropoda, Insecta, Diptera, Psychodidae. The transcript is spliced from 5 exons.
AUGAUUAUCAGAGAGGUUGAAAUUCACGGACUUCCUGGCUUCCCUGUGGAUACAAAGUACUUCCUGGCGAGGAAUUUAAGCAUCCUACAUGGACGAGAUCGGAUGAAAUUGAAGAGGAUUCUCCAAUCAAUUCAGUUUGUCGUUGAUCCCCUGCUUGGGAGUCUCUCAGUCAGUGCAAAGGACGUGGCAAAUGUGAAGGAUGAUGCAUUCAUUCAAGUUCUCGUGGAAGUUGAGUUCAGGAGCUACACACUUCGGAGGAAUCUCAAAGAUCCCUCACUUUGCUUUAUCAAUAAGAAAUCCGCAUCAGUGGAGGAAUUCUACAGGAUCAUUGCCGAUGUGAGCUUCUCUGUGCAAACCUGCCACUUUGACGGGGAACUGUUGGCUGCAUUUGCGGAAUUUACGGAGAAGAAUUGGCUGAACUGGUUGAAGGUACAUUUGAAUCUCAUUGAGAGUUUGGAUGAGGAAUUUGGGAGUGUUCUGGACACGAGUGAGUGCCUCAAGAGGCACACUUCGUCAAUACUAAUGUACACCGCUGAGAAGAUUAAGCAUUUGUCCAGAUGCGUGGAGAUUGAGAGGAAUGUGGAAGCUUUGAAGGCUGUGAAGGCCGACAGAGGGCUCAGUUCAGCUAAAUUUAUGAUUGAGGAAGUGAAGAAGGCAAAAUUUAUGCUUCUGCGACAAAUUAGGGGGCAGGAUAGGGAAUUCCUGAAGAUGCAAUUGGAACGAUAUGAGAUUGAGAAUGCAAUUUUCUUCACGGAAAGUGAGAAAAAUCUCGCUGAAGUUUAUCUGCAUCUCUCCAGUGAAAUUUCCCUCGAUGAGCCAGCCAGGGAUGGUGGUGGGGAAAUUGAUGAGCUAAAUACUCUUUUGCGGAAGUUGGUCUCAGGGAGUCAGGAGAUUAUUGAGAAGAUCACCUCUGAGGCGGUCGUUCCGAACAAGGAGUCGGUGAAGUUUAAAGGGGAUUACUUGAAAUUGUGCCUUCAUCUGUCGUGGAUUGCCACAGCUAUUGAGCAGGAUGACUCGGCGGGUUCUGAUGAGCCGGAAGAUGUUCCGGAUACCGUGGAAGAGUACAGAAAGUUGAUAAAUGUCCUUAAGAGGAAUAAGGAAGAGGCACGAGCGGAUCUAACUAUGUGCAAGAACAAAGUUUUGGGUAUUUGGGAUACAAUGAUGACACAAUGGCCCCUCUAUGUGAGUCACAUUGCAGCCUUCGAGAGGAAUCAGAAGGCAUUCACAGACAAUGUAACCCAGAUCAAUGGGCUACUGAAUACCUUCUACAGAAUGCACCUAAAAAUGACUGAUCUUCUCACCAAGGAGGAGCAGUGUGCGAAUGAAAUGACCAACUUGAGAUUUCUCCUGGACAUUGAUAAGGAAAUUCUCUCAGGUGUUGAUUACAUUGAGUGGAAAGUGGCUUCUCUUGCAGCUGAGAAUAAACUACCCUUCCCACCGGAAAACUAUCAUGGGCCCCUCUUCCGGUAUCUCUGCUUCACCAGAGAAACUCCCCCUUUGGUCGUGCAUAAAUUCACGCACAUUCUCAAGCCACUGUAUACAGUAAUUCUCGUUGAGAGCAAAGAUGAUGCAAAGAAGUUGAUGGACAUGUCCAGGGAAUUACUCCGUGAGGAAAAAAUUGUCCUCAAUAUCCUGCCGCUUGAGCUCUUUGAUUGCGAUCGGAAUUUUUCGGAGGAUGCCCUCGAGGAGCUACAGCCAAUGGUGAAGGCUAUCUAUGAGAAUCUCUGUGAGAAUAAGUUCACAAACGCCAAGGACAGAUUCCGCAGGGAAAUCUUCAGGAAUAUGCUAAAGAGAAUUCUUUUCAGUGAGAUCACAGAGAAGCACGAAGGGUUGAUUCUUGUCAAUAGGGAGGGGGAUAUUGUAGCUGAUGGAUUUCUCAGCGGGGGCAGCUAUGCCACUCAGCCGUACAGUAUGCCUGAACUCUUGCGAAAGUACUGUGCCCUCGGGCUACGUGGCAGAGAUUUGCGAAUUGAGAAAGAAUCUCUGCUUGUUGAUAUUGAAGAUUGCCGGGAGGAGUUGGAGAUGGAUCGCAAGCAGCUGAUACAGAAAGAAUCGUUAACCUUUAAUAUUGACCUUGUUCGUGAAAUCUCAAAGCAUUUGCUUGAGCUACGGCACAAGAUGCGAGAUGUUGCCACUGCCAAGAGGUGCUUGCAGAAAAUUACGGAUGACUUGGAAAUCACCCGGGAUGCCUUGAAAUUGCUCGAGAACAAGACAAUUCAAUCGAAGGAAUACUAUGAGAAUGAACUCGAUGCACUCCAGCGGAGUAUUUCCGCGCAACCAGACAUUUCCUACGAUGAAGAUCUUGAGAAGCAAAUCCGGAAGCUGUAUGCUGGUGUUGAUCAUCUCGAUCACCUUGCAAAUGCCAUGGAUUGGAAGUUUAAUUGGUACAGCAGUGGUGCAACUUUCCAGUCGGCUCUCUUCAAGUCUGAAUACAAAAACCCCGAAUUGGCGCUCUUUGAUGAGAAGAAGGAGGAAUUUGUGGCAGAAUUGGAUGAAUUGGAUGUGAAAUAUUCCGAAAUGAAGAGCACACGGGAGAGCAUGGAGAAGCUAAAGCAUUCCCUGAGCAUACAGCUGGCCACAAGCGAGGAGAUCCUCCAGAAGUGCAGCAUGGCCCAAAAGAAGCAUCACACAGUGCCACAGAGAGACAAGGCAAUGUACGAAGAUCUCUCCAUGGCAGAAAUAAGUGAGCAUUUGACCCAUGAAACGGAGAAGUUUAUGCAAUUGACGGGGUAUGGGCACGUGUACAAGAUAAAUGAUGUCGUUAAGUUGAAGCUGAGCCGAUGGAACAAUCGUCUGCGGAACCUCACGGGAAAGUGCCAACAGAUGAGUAGCACUGUGCACAAUGAGGCGCUGAUUUGGAGCGAUCACAGAUUUGCAAUAAGGCAACUCACUACCUUUCUCAGCAUUCUCCGGGAGGUGAAGUUUUCACGACCAAACGGCCAAUUAUUCCACUUUUCAUUUCUACUGAAGAAGACUACAGGCCAUUGGAUUGAUUGCAAUCCCAACAAUUCGUCCAAGGUAAGUACGUACAACGCAUCAUGUGCAAUGCAGCACAAUUAUAACAUUUUUUAA